AUGGGAACUGGCAUCGGCUCGGCAAGCAUCUCCCGUGUCUCAUUCACGCUCUCUACUCGUUCUACUUCAGUGCUCCCCGUACAAGAGACUACGAGCGAUGACGACCUAAUCUCCCUCUCUUCCACCAUUGACGAGACCCAUGACUCUGAUGAGGAAUGGAUGGCAGAGGGCAUCUUAGCCGAAGGCGUCAUGGACGGCGAAAUGAAGUACCUAGUUGAGUGGACCGGCUUCCCGCUGGACGACGCAACCUGGGAACCAGCCUCCCAUCUGAACGACAUCCUUCUGGGGGAGUGGGCGGCCCAGAAGGAGAAGGUGAAGCGCGGAGAGGCUCCCAGGUUCAAGAUCAGGACCUGGAGAGAUGCUGCCGUCAAGAACCUCUGCGAUAGGCACGCCAGGCACGAGAAACGAAACGCCCGUCGUGUCAAAGACGGCCUGGUGCCCACCUCGUGGAACCCUUCGCUUGAACGGCUCAUCGAGCUGGUCGACAUCGCCACUCCCAAGGACCCUGAUGAUGCAGACUCGGACGAAGACAGUAUCGACUUCGAUAGGCUGGACCACUCAGGUCCCGUCCCGAGGAAAGUCACCCCCCACGAGCAAGGGGCUGCCCUCUUCGAUAACAUAAAGCAACGGAGCCAAUCGCCUGCAGAUCGCCACGCUGCCAUCACCUCCAAGGCAUCACCAUCGGGGAGAAAUGCUUCUGCCUCCAAGCCCAAAAAUGGCGCCCCUACCUCAAAGCCUGCGGCCAACAAAUUGUCGCGUCUGCUGUCACGACCACCAAUUACGGACCGUCCACAGGUGCCGCUAUUACCCAAGAAGCGGCAGAUCGUCAAGUCGGCCAUCAAGUCUUCAAAAAAGAGUACCAAACCCGUCAGCAAUAUCUUCAUCAGUGGAAAACAGAGGAAGGUACACACUCAUACCGCACCCAACCAGUCCCUCUUCGGACACAGCGCCGGUAUCAGGAAUGGAGAAAAUCGCGCUCCUACCCAGAUCCCCAGGUCAUUGAUACACCUAGAUGGCAGACCUACAGCUCCGCUUCAAAUCAUCGGGCCUGCUGCGGACAAGGACAAGACCCCAGCACACAAGAGCCCUUCGGCGCCACAGGGGUCGACAUCAUCACAACAACCCGGGGUACCCCAGGAAUCUUCAACGCCCCAAAGCCAACUUCCUACCGAAUACCAGGACAUGAUGAUCAUUGACAUACCCGCUACUUCGGCUCCAGAACUACGUGGCCAGACUGCGCCACCUCGACCACCGUCGGCUCUGAAAAAGGGCACACAAGAGAGCAGGAGGAAAUCUGUGGGUUGGGUUGACAGCGACCAGCUCGUGCCUGACAACAAUGUGGCAUACAAUUCGCCGGAAGAAAGCAUGUUUGUCCCGGAUGAGGCCCCCCAGUCUGAAAGCAGCAUGCAGGAUAUCAGCACAGAUGCUGCCGAGAUCCCUAAACCUCCAACCCCACCGCGCGGGUACAAAAAACCAUCCCAAGCCAGCAUCCCGAUAGAUAUUGCGCAGCAACAGACUGUCCCGGUACUGUGCUUUGUGGGCGAAAACCUUGCUUUCCGUCAUACCUGCACUGCAGUCGACUUUGGGACCCAGUUCCGCAGAUCUCCUCAACUAGUCUUGAAUCUUGCUCGUGGCUCCAUCACUGCUCUCUCAGAACCUGCUGCACUUGAAUCGCUGGCACAGUGGUUGAGGCCGGCAGCCAGGGCCGUGAUGUUUCACACAGACAACUAUUGCAUCCUCGCUUUCCCUGCCGACUCAUCAGAGUGGGAACUUGAAGCCGCCGACGUCCCCAAGACGGACGGGCCACUCAAAUUUACCAUUUUUGAACGAACGUUCUCAGACACUGAUCUCCCCAAGACGGACGAAAAGGGACCACGUGGGCUGCAGGACUGGGAGCUCUCCCUUCCCAAGGAACUCGCUCGCAUGUCCGCCCUGGACAGCAGCCAGGUGUUACCGCACAAUGACCGCCGGCUACUGGGGAGGCGGCAAGUCUUCUUGGCAUUCCCACCCGGCGCGAUCGAGGAAUCUCGGCUCAUAGCGCAAUGGUUCAUUACCGUGUCGAACUUGGAAUGCGACAUUUACGACAGUCUCUCCCCCGGCGCCUGGUCCCAGUUUUUAAAAAGAGGCUGCGGGACCGUUGUGAUACAUGAAGACGCCCUAUGGAAAACACGUCAGUUUCCCGGAAUGCUUUCCGUACUGGACCAAGUAGCUGCCGGUAACUAUGCCAUCUCAGUCUUCAAGAAGGGCUACGGCGACAAUGAGGUCUUGGCUGAAUGGCCCGGGACAAGUCGACUUACGGGAGACAUCGGCCUGCUUCCAGUUUUCUCGGGCGGCAAAGCGUUUCUCAUGACGCCCAGCUUCGUCAUCACCCAACCGCAUCAGGCAAGCCUCUUUCUCGGCUAUUUCAACAGGAGCCUUGCAAUUACCAAGGCGGCCUUCCGUGCAAUCCUCAUAGUUCCCGCAGACUUUGAGGACUGGCUCGCCGACCUCAUAGUCGAGAGAUCACGGAGGCCUACAGACAAGAACCUGGAGCAUCAUAAGAAGGACAUAGAGUCCCUUGAAAAGAUGAUGAACUACAUGGAUCAGUUGGUGGCGCUUACACACGAAGGCGAUUUGAGCAGCCCACUUGUGUAUGCGCCUGCUAUGAUUGACGCUAGCGACGAACAGAGCCUGGUCAACUGGUUUGGGUGGUGGUCUAUAAUGAACAUGAACCAGAUAGGGAUGAGGGAAUCUGACGACGAAGAAGUCAUGCGGGCCGUCGAAGCCAAGGAGCUGCUGAGCCUCGGGACGACGGAGGCGGCGACGACGACGACGACAACAGCUAGCGCACCGACACUAGUAUCGGGACUGUCUUUGACGGAUAGAACUGCCGAAAAGAGAUUGGGUGGAGCAACCCGGCUCAAAAUCGUGCCCAACGAUGAAGUGCGGACUCUGAGGGAACAUCUCAAGAAUAUUCAGAAAACCGCGCGGUCCCUGCAGCCCAUGCUGUGGGUUUACUUCAUACCCGUUACGCACUGGGAUUCAAGAAAGGACCGGCUGGCAUUGGGCAAGCGUCCGACGGGGGCCAGCUUCUCGCAGUGGUUUCGCUACAUGAGCCCGUUUGACUCGCAGGGUGGAAAUCACGGUAUAAACACAUCUGCAACGCUCUUCUACACCUCGGAGGGUGGUGGCGGAAUAGCGAGCAGUGAUAUCAAUGCCGCUUCACGACCAUGGUUAGUCUUUUUCAGGCCAGUUGAGCCGCACAGGAAGACAUGGAAGGAGACGGAACUCUUGAUCUUUGACCCAGCGUACCGGGGCAGGGUUGGUGCCAGAGACGUGGUGCACGAGGGGGAUCUGGUAGAUGUGCAGCAGCGUCUUCUAGCCUCGGUCAACGAGUUCAACGCGAACAAGAAUCCCACGAUGCCGUUAACCAAGGUAUGGCUCGCAGGGUGGCGCAACAGCAUCGAAAGCCCGCACGCGGAGGCGCUGGAUAUCACGCUCGACUUCCUGGACCUGUGCAUCAGAGAUCCGAAAAUGUGGCUGCCAGCUCCAAAGGAAGCCAUGGAAUCGCGGGGGUGGAAGAUAGUUAUACCAACCAGCGCGGGCAAGAACCGACCGGAGUCCAUGGACGUGGAUGAACCCGACGGCGCCAAGGGCAGCAAAAUAGACAGCUUCAAGAUCGAUGGCAUCAGCAAGAAGAUGGCAGAGAGAGGGUCAGCAGGGGAAGAAGCAAAGGUAGCGAUCGAGAAGCGUGCCAACGAAAUGCUGACCGAGGGCCUCGACGACACGGACGACGACCCAGGUGCAGACUACCUCUCGCGCAAGAAGGUGCUGUUCCUCCCCCCACGGGGCCGGCUUAACAAGGGCAACAAGGGCGAAUCAGUGUGCGUGAACGAGAUAUUCCGACAGAGCAGGCUGGCUGAGUCGCGUGGCGAGAAGACCAUGACGUUUGUGUAUUCUGCCACCAGAUUCUGGUAUGCGCAUCAGGUCGAAGAGGGGAGGGACUUUAAGCACAUGAUGGUUGACGGAUGGGACAAGGUGUUUUCACAUUUGCGGAUUCCUUGA
Molecule: messenger RNA, 4044 nt
Organism: Geosmithia morbida
Lineage: Eukaryota; Fungi; Ascomycota; Sordariomycetes; Hypocreales; Bionectriaceae
Product: chromo domain-containing protein 1
Exons: 5
Coding region: 1-4044 (1347 amino acids)
Source: RefSeq, a predicted model, not a curated record